CCCUCGAUUUCAACCGCACUCUUGCAUAUUCCGCUGAUGCCGAUCUCGAAGCAGGGCGUGCGAAGAACCAACAAGCAAUAUUAUUUAGGAGGAUAAUAACAAACCAGGACUUGUGGAGGGGAUUAUCAAUUCCUGUGCUCGUUCCUUCGUAAUAUAUUUAGCAAUGGGAAUGCCCUUGCUUCAUACGGUGCAAACUCGUCAUGUCCAGACAGACUACGGAAACAUCUAUGGUUCAACAAUCCUGGGAGUCACAAAAAUUGAAACCACUACCACCUCGUCCACCUACACACGAUCAACCGAUACUCUUCGAAUGAGCGAGUCGGACUCUAGUUGCUUGGAAGGUGGCAGUAGCCGAUCUCUGGUACAGUCUCGAGCUCAUUCUCAGAACGCCACACUGUCUUCUUACCUUGCUGCCUUUUGGCCGAGUCUGCCUUCUCUCCGGUACUGUAUGAGUUGCGCGCACAAAUUCAAGGUUGUCUUUCCCACAAACAUAGCCAUGACUUGCGACGUGAGUCCCUCGCAGGAGCAGAUCAUCUUUAUAGCAAAUGGUCACGUGGGGCCCAUAGGAUCUUUCUGGUGUAUGGAGUCGUGUGACGGAACAAAGAAACAACCUGUAUGACUAAGAAUGUUGCCCAUGGAGCAUUUUUCGUCUAUUCUAGCGGUAUUAUGCCCCAUAUGUUUCGACAAAAUAUGUUGCCUAAGCAUUAUCGCCCAGGGCACGUGACUCAAUACGGAGUAUCUAGUCGGAAAUACUGCUUAGCAAAUCAUGCUGCGCACCAAUCGGAUCUCAACAAGUCUAAAUUGCUAUAUAGCCCCUAACUGGCAAUUUGGAUGGGCUCU
Molecule: messenger RNA, 840 nt
Organism: Penicilliopsis zonata CBS 506.65
Lineage: Eukaryota; Fungi; Ascomycota; Eurotiomycetes; Eurotiales; Aspergillaceae
Exons: 2
Coding region: 164-619 (151 amino acids)
Source: RefSeq, a predicted model, not a curated record